AUGUCUGGUCUCCAGAACUCGAAUGGCUCAUGGGAAGAGAAUCCUUCGAAUGGUCAUGAGCUGCCGUCUUCACAGGAACAGACCACAACGACAACGAUUAUUACCGACGAGAAGGGUCAUCACCCGUUGAUCGAUCAGUCGAUCCGAUUACCUCCCAGGAAAAUCAUCAGUGUUUUUCUGGCGUGUUGUUUAACGGACGUGUGUUCGUUGUUGGAUUACACCAGCUUGGCGAUCGCCUUAUCGGCGGUAGCGGUGGAUCUGAAUGCCGGCUCGACGAGCAGUUGGAUCGCUAGUCAUCUUUCGGAUGUCUGGUCUAGGAAAGUAGUCCUACUAGCCUUAUUGGUGGUUUUCUUUCUCGGUUCGUUGGCUUCUUCGUUAGCCACAACCGCCAACCAAUUAAUUAUCUUCCGAGCUAUUUCGGGAAUCGGAGGUGGCGGAUUAGUCACGGUUGCUCAAGUGAUCGUGUCCGAUGUGGUUUCUCUACGCGAACGCGGGAAAUAUCAAGGAAUCUUGGGUGCUGCGACUGCUUUAUCAAAUGGAAUCGGCCCAGUGCUUGGGGCUUCGUUUUCUCACGGAAGUCGCUGGCGGUGGAUCUUUCGGAUCAAUUUGCCACUAGCUAUCUUGUGUGCUCUUGCUGCUAUAUUCUUCAUGCCUUUGAAAAAGGUUUCUGGCAGUUGGAAAAGGAAGUUACGGCAGAUCGAUUUCAUCGGUUCAGCACUCACGCUAAUCAGCUCAUCAAUGUGGGUAAAACUCUUAAGUUUUACUUGGGCGGGUGUGGCAUACCCAUGGCUAUCUCGACAGGUGAUCGUUCCGUUAUGCUUUUCGGCUUUAGCUGCAAGUCUAUUUGUGAUAUGGGAAUGGAAAUUUGCCUCGAUUCCAGUCAUGCCACUUCGGAUCUUCAAAUCGUCUAUCGUUUGCGGCGUCCUGGUAACUCAAGCCGUCAACGGCUGGGCUGCUUUAAGCCUUUCCUUCUAUUUACCUCAGUUCUAUCAACUCAUCUACGGCUAUUCACCACUCAAAAGCGCAUGCCUGCUGAUCCCAAUCACCGUCAGUCAAACGUUCACAAGUACUCUGAGCGGCCUCGUCAUUACGUGGACAGGAAAUUACAGGGUCUCUAUACUGUCUGGAUGGGCAAUCUGGACAGCUGGACUCAGUUUAAUUUCAACGCUUGAUGAGAACUCCAACUUGGCAAGACAGCUUUCUUACAGCAUCUUAACAGGGAUUGGUAUUGGAUGCACGUUUCAAGCAUCGCUGAUUGCAAUCCAAGGUGCUGUUGAGCGGCGCGAUGCCUCGGUAGUGACUGCUGCUCGUGGAUUUUUUAGGUACUUGUUCGCCACGGUUGGCUUGUCGGUCUCAGGAGCAAUUUUAAACAAUAACGCCAAGCAUCUCCUUGAGAAGCAAGGUUUUGAGUCCAGCGUGAUUUCCCAGAUGAUGGAUUCCCCUUUCGCAGCUCUUGAAAAGCUGGCCAACCAAGACGAUAAGAGGACCCAGCUAAUCAGUGCAUACCGCAGUGCAUUCCGGGCUGUCUUCUUGGUCUCGACCGGGUUGGCCGCCAUGUCCUUGUUGUGCACCUUCUUCUUUAUCAAAACUAAGUCGGUCGAUCGUCCAUUAGAAGAUGCUAAGCUUCAAGCGGAAUAUCGACAAUCUCUACGAAAGGAGAAAAUCGAUUCCCCACUCGUGCUUACCGGCCGGCAGAUAUAA
Puccinia graminis f. sp. tritici CRL 75-36-700-3 is the source of this 1701-nucleotide messenger RNA. RefSeq lists its product as uncharacterized. Gene Ontology annotation, biological process: transmembrane transport. The record is from RefSeq and is a predicted model, not a curated record. The transcript has 18 exons. Gene Ontology annotation, molecular function: transmembrane transporter activity. The coding region runs from base 1 to 1701 and encodes 566 amino acids. Lineage: Eukaryota; Fungi; Basidiomycota; Pucciniomycetes; Pucciniales; Pucciniaceae.